CUCCGCAACUCCAUCCCCAGCUCUCCCUCCGUCUCCUGGACUCUCCGCCACCUGUGCCAGCCUGCCUGCCUGUCUCUGUCUGUCCACCUGUCUGCCUGCUGUCUUUCUGUCUGCUCUCCAGCCAGCUAUGUGCACUGGGCAGUGUGCCCGCUGCGUGGGUCUCUUUCUGAUCCCUCUGUCCCUGCUGUGCAUCAUAGGUAACGCCCUCCUUCUGGUCCCUAAUGGAGAGACCAGUUGGACAAACCACCUCACGCUGCAGGUCUGGCUGAUGGGAGGAUUCAUCGGGGGUGGUCUCAUGGUGCUGAGUUCCGGGAUCAAGGCCGUGAGAGCCGGAGGCAAGGGCUGCUGCGGGGCUGGCUGCUGUGGGAACCGCUGCCGGAUGCUGAGCUCUUUUUGCUCCUCAGCUUUUGGGGUGCUGGGGUCCUUGUACUGUCUCACGGUAUCUGGCUCCGGGCUGCAGAAUGGGCCAAUCUGCUUGCAGAACAGCACGGGGAAAUGGGGGUAUCCCUUCAAGGAAUCCAGCGGGAGUUACCUUCACAAUGAGUCCUGGUGGAGUGAGUGCAUGGAGCCCCCUGGGGUGGUCCGCUGGAACAUGGUGCUGUUCUCGCUGCUGGUGGCCUCUUCCGCCCUGGAGUUACUGCUCUGCGGGACGCAGCUCGUCAAUGCGGCGCUCGGCGUGUUCUGCGGGGAUUGCCGCAAGGGCAAAGGGGGUAAUUCCUAGUGAAGGCCGGACCAGCGUGGCUUCUUCCCCUAAGAGGCCCACCCCUCCGCCUGACACAGGGAGACCAAUAAACCGGUUUGACCCCA
Messenger RNA from Ornithorhynchus anatinus (platypus), 807 nucleotides. RefSeq names its product transmembrane 4 L six family member 5 (gene TM4SF5). The transcript has 5 exons. Gene Ontology annotation, cellular component: membrane. The coding region runs from base 128 to 721 and encodes 197 amino acids. Lineage: Eukaryota; Metazoa; Chordata; Mammalia; Monotremata; Ornithorhynchidae. The record is from RefSeq and is a predicted model, not a curated record.